Messenger RNA from Diversispora eburnea, 162 nucleotides. The record is from the annotation of a GenBank genome assembly. NCBI's taxonomy places the organism in Eukaryota, Fungi, Glomeromycota, Glomeromycetes, Diversisporales, Diversisporaceae.
AUGGGUAAAACUGUCGAUGGAAAAGUUCUCAGACCGUAUAAUAGAUUCAUGCAAACAGAACUUCCAAAAAUCAAGGCUGAAAACCCAGCAAUGGAUCAUAAAACUGCUUUUAGAGCAGUCGCUGAACGCUGGAAAACUUCGUAUGUAACAUGUGAACAAUGA